Molecule: messenger RNA, 471 nt
Organism: Penicillium angulare
Lineage: Eukaryota; Fungi; Ascomycota; Eurotiomycetes; Eurotiales; Aspergillaceae
Exons: 3
Coding region: 1-471 (156 amino acids)
Source: RefSeq, a predicted model, not a curated record
AUGCCGCUCGAGUAUCAUAGACAAGCCUUUCGUGUUAUAAGAAUCUUACAAUCAGGUGUCAUCCAUGUCCUCGUUAGGAAAUCGAGAAGACGGUUCUCGAUUCAUAGAGCUUUAGAAAGCCCCUUCCCGGACAGUGCCCUUCAGCCGUCUAUACUUCAAAAUAUUAAUAAAGUUAUCUUUGCUCGUUGCUGUAAAUUCGUAUACUCUGGCGAUUACCUUAUCUCACCCUCUACGAACCCGUCGGGAACUCUACGAUCGGAAGUCGCAGAAGUCCCGAUUAUUGAUCAUCAGCAUAGCUGUACGAAUGUGAUUUUGAGCCACGCCGAGAUUCAUAAUUUCGCCUAUAAAACAGGUUGGACCUCACUAUGUGCCUUGUCGUUAUAUCGGCUGAUUCAAUGUCUCGAUAAUUUUAAACUAUUCCACGAACGAAAAGGGGAAAUUGUGGAACUUCUGCGAGUUUGCUUCGAGUAA